Pyrus x bretschneideri (Chinese white pear) is the source of this 2928-nucleotide messenger RNA. RefSeq lists its product as uncharacterized. The transcript is spliced from 4 exons. The record is from RefSeq and is a predicted model, not a curated record. Bases 619 to 2772 code for a protein of 717 amino acids. Lineage: Eukaryota; Viridiplantae; Streptophyta; Magnoliopsida; Rosales; Rosaceae.
UAUCGUCAUCUUUUUCAUUUCUUUGCAUAUUAAUUUCGUUUCCCAAUGAGAGUGAGAGAGAGGGAGAGAGAUGGCCAGCAGUUGUUUCCUUGGUUUUGGUCUGGUAAAAGCUUGGGAGUGAGCGUCAUAAACCACUAAGAUAAAAAGAGAUAAAAUGCAGUGUGUGGAAGAGAGAGAGAAGAUACCUAAAACUCACACUGCUCUGCGUAUUAAUUUCAUCAAAUCAAAUACAAAACUCUCUCUCUCUCUCUCUCUCUCUCUCUCUAGCGUUUAUGCUUUCAUGGAUCCGCUUUUCUCGCUUUUUCAUGAUGAUCAGUGAUCACAGCAUCCCCACAAGCUUUUCUUCUGCUAUUUUUCCACUCCAAACUCUCACAAACCGUGACCAGUCCUAAUCCUACUCUUUUCUCUGCAGCUCAGAAGUCCUCAACACACAUACACACACUAGUACUACUGCUUCUGCUUCUAGCUUCUGUCAUUUUCAUAUUUUCAUUCCUGUUUUCCCAUUGUUGGAGAAGCUCUAGCAAUUGCUUUUCAUCCAUCCAUAGACCUUCCACCAUAUCAAUCCUUCUAGUUUCCGUUGAAAAGCCAAAAGCAGUUUUCUCCUUUUUUCUACUUGUUAUGGGAAUGAGGGAGUGGUAUUGGGGCUCUGGAAAAUCCUCCAAGAGAGGUAGAGGCAGUGGAGGACCACCAGACGAAGACAUCACCACAUCUUCUGGUUGCAUGUGUGCCGUCUUUCAGUUGUUUGACUUCCACCAACUUCAGCUUGCCAACUUACACCACCACCAACAACCUUCUUUCGACCCAGAAGAUCUCACAGUACCAAAAGGUGUUGAAGCACCUAGAAAUAGCUUGGAUUCAUCAGAAGGGACUUCACUGUCAUCUAUCACAAAAGAAGAAGAAAAUUUAAACAGUCCAAUUUUGAAGUUCCAGAAAAGUAUGCAGAUCAAAAUAACCAAAGCAAGAAUUCCUUCAGUUGAUUUUUCAUCAGAUAUUAGCUCACCAGGCAUGACAAAGACUCCAAGUUUGGUAGCAAGGCUAAUGGGUCUUGACCUUCUUCCUGACCAAACAAACUCACCCUGUUCAACUUCAACAUCCAGUACCACCGGUCAUAAAAAAAAUACAAAGUCCAGGAAACCACUCAAAGGUAGAGCAAGACGACAUGCCGUGGACACGAGUGACAUGAAUGCUACAGCUGGAACUCGCUCACUGCCUGAGACUCCGAGAAUAUCAUCAGCCAGAAGAUCGGACGUCGAUCUUCACCACCGGCUUUCGCUUCAAAUCAACAAAGAAAAUGUUGGGGUUUCUGAGGACUUGGAUUUUUCCAAGUCAUCGUACAAAAGGAGGGACUCAAAGCUGAUUAAUUUUGGAGACCAUGAGAACGUGAAAAGCCCAAGUCACUACGCUAGGCAAAUUGUGAAGCAGGUGAGGGAAAGUGUGAGUAGGAGAGUUGGUUUGGACAUCACAAACACCCCCAGAUCAUCAGUCAACAGAGACAACAACAAGCAAGGCAGAGAUGAGCUGCUUCUCCAACUCAAAUCCAAGAACAUUGCUAAUGCUGCUUCAAAAAGUGCUUUCGCAAAGGAAGGAAGUAGUACUCCAGCUUCUUGUUCUCCCAGGCUCAGAGUCUUGGACUCCAACAGUCCCAAAGAUCAAGCACUUCCUCCAAAACCCAAAUCACCUCUAUCGUCUUUACCUCUAAAGCCAAAGCCUUUGCAGCCUUUGAAAGAAGAUCAGCAGCGGCAGAAGCCGAAAAGCCAGACUGCUUCAGUUCAGAAGCGUAGACCAAAAUCAGCAGAUGAUAUUGGAUACGGUCCAAGGCUGAAGAAUAAGCAGAAGGAAGAAGCAUUCGUGAGUUCAUCAACGGCUACAAGAGCCAUCAGUAAUAAUCAUAUUAUUCCAGGUGACAAGAAUUGCAAGAAAACCCAAUUAUUAUUGUCAAGCAAUGUCCCUACCCUUCUUGUUGUCAAGAAAGAUCCUUCACCUCCAGAUACCAAAAUCCCCUCAAAACAGCAGCAGGCACAACAAGUAAAAUCUGAAGCCCAACAAUCGAAACGUAGGUGGUCACAGUUAUCUAGUUCCACGAGCCAUACGUACUACAAACAUCAACAAGUGACCCGGGUCCCCCACGUGCUCGCCACCCGACACUGCAUCAACUUUACCGGCGACAUCCCUAACGGUAACGCCGGCACCAACACCAGAUCAACCACCGGCGCUGGUGGAGCAGAGGCAGAGCGGCACCUGUACGUCACAAGAAUAUUAGCCCGUACUGGCAUCGAUAAAGACACCCUAGUCUCCUUCACAAAUUGGUUCUCUCCUUCCCAUCCCCUCGACCCCUCCAUUUUUUACCACCUCGAACGUUCUUACUCUACCGCUAGCGGUAAAAACGAGUUUUCGAGUUCGCUUGGUCAUAGGUGGAACAGAAAACUACUGUUUCACCUUGUGGAUGAAAUUUUGGUGGAAUUUUUGAGGCCUUAUAUCAACUUAAAGCCAUGGGUUACGAGCUCAAAUAAUAUUCUAUUUGAAUAUUGCAAUGGAAUGCGUAUCAAUGGGUCACAUUUGAUCAACAUUUUGUGCUACAAAAUUCAGAGCUUCCCUUGUGCCGACUGCCAAGUUCUCGAAGACAUCAACGCAUUAAUCGACAAGGACUUGCCGGAAUCGAAGGUGCAGAGCGAAAUGGAAUUUGAGGAAGUAGCAGAAGGGAUUGUUAAGGAGGUAGAGAAGGACAUUUUGGACACUCUCAUACAUGAAACGGCUAUGUCCCUAUGGUUUUGAGUUUUACAAUUUACAAGCUCAAGAUUUUACGUCCAGAACCGGGACGUAGUAUUAUAAUGGUGGGUGCAUGUAGAUGCAGGGUCAGAGGAGAGGACUGGGGUCACAAGGGUGGAUCACGUGAUAAGAUGCUAUCGGCCCGGGGGAAUAGUUUAGUUG